GGGAUGAGUAAGGAGCCCAGAGGCAGGGGGUACAGCCGGGGAAGAGGCUUCCAGGGGUGGCGAGGAGGAUGGCGAGGAGGAUGGCGAGGAAGAGGACAAAGUACCGAGUGGAAAAGCAAGGUUGAACCCGCAAAAUCUGGAUUAGUUCAGUCAACGUUGGACCGGUUUAUUCCAUAUAAAGGCUGGAAGCUUUAUUUCUCCGAAGCUUAUGCUGACAAGUCUCCUUUUGUCCUGAAGACUCAAGCUUUUGAAAAGUUUUUCAUGCAACGCAUUGAGCUGUACAACAAGGAUGAAAUAGAGAGAAAGGGAAGUAUCCUUGUGGAUUAUAAGGAACUGGUAGAAGACCGAGAACUAGCUAAAUCAAUACCAAAUAUAUCUGCUGAAUUAAGGGAUAUGCCUCAGAAAAUACUGCAGUGCAUGGGUUUGGCAAUUCAUCAGGUGUUAACAAAGGACCUUGAAAGGCAUGCUGCUGAGCUGCAGGUGGAAGAAGGAUUACCGCUUAAUGGAGAGCCUAUAAUAAAUGUGCCACACAUUCAUGCCAGGGUGUACAACUAUGAUCCGCUAACUCAGCUGAAAAACGUUCGGGCCAACUGCUAUGGGAAAUACAUUGCCUUGCGUGGUACUGUUGUGCGUGUCAGUAACAUUAAACCUCUCUGCACUAAGCUAGCCUUUGUAUGUGGCACGUGUGGAGACGUUCAGGGUGUUCCUCUACCUGAUGGAAAAUAUACUCUUCCAACUAAGUGCCUUGUUCCUGAGUGCCGUGGCCGGUCAUUCGCAGCAGACAGAAGCUCUCCUUUAACCACUACAGUGGACUGGCAGUCUGUUAAGGUGCAGGAGCUCAUGUCAGAUGAUCAGCGAGAAGCAGGUCGAAUCCCUCGCACAAUAGAAUGUGAACUGGUUCAAGACCUUGUGGACAGUUGCGUCCCAGGAGAUAUGGUCACAAUUACAGGGAUAGUUAAGGUGUCAAGCACCGAGGAAGGAGCUUCUAAAAAUAAGAAUGACAAGUGUGUGUUCCUGUUGUACAUUGAGGCAAAUUCUGUCAGCAACAGUAAAGGACAGAAAACAAAGAAUUUCGAUGAUGAGACUUUUCAAAAAGCAUUCAUGGAAUUUUCUCUUAAAGACCUUUAUGCUGUUCAAGAAAUUCAAGCUGAGGAAAAUCUGUUCAGGCUCAUUGUGAACUCUCUCUGUCCUGCUAUCUAUGGCCAUGAGAUUGUAAAGGCAGGUUUGGCACUGGCAUUGUUUGGAGGAUGUCAGAAGUUUGUAGAUGACAAGAACAGAAUCCCAGUGCGAGGAGAUCCGCAUGUUCUGGUUGUUGGAGAUCCAGGAUUAGGAAAAAGUCAAAUGUUGCAAGCAGUGUGUAACGUUGCUCCUCGAGGUGUGUAUGUUUGUGGUAAUACUUCCACCAGCUCUGGCCUGACUGUUACACUGUCUAGAGACGGUGCUUCUGGAGAUUUUGCCUUGGAAGCUGGUGCUUUAGUGCUUGGAGAUCAAGGGAUUUGUGGAAUAGAUGAAUUUGAUAAGAUGGGAAGCCAGCACCAGGCUUUGUUGGAAGCCAUGGAGCAGCAAAGCAUCAGCCUUGCCAAGGCUGGCAUUGUUUGCAGCUUGCCUGCCAGGACGUCUAUCGUUGCUGCAGCAAACCCUGUUGGAGGACACUAUAACAAAGCCAAAACGGUGUCUGAGAACUUGAAAAUGGGGAGUGCUUUACUGUCGAGAUUUGACUUGGUUUUUAUUUUGCUGGACACUCCCAAUGAAGACCAUGAUCACUUGCUGUCUGAGCAUGUGAUGGCAAUCAGAGCUGGAAAGCAGGCAGCAUGCAGCAGCGCUGUUGUGACUCGUACCAGCACGCAGGAUCCCUCUGUUCUUGAAGUUGUUUCAGAUCGACCACUGCUUGAGAGACUAAAGAUUUCACCAGGAGAAAGCUUCGAUGCCAUUCCGCACCAGCUGCUGAGGAAGUAUGUGGGAUAUGCUCGGCAGUAUGUUCACCCAAAUUUAUCUCCAGAAGCUGCUGAGGUCCUCCAGGCAUUCUACCUUGAGCUCCGGAAACAGAAGCAAGGAGCAGACAGCACACCAAUCACCACAAGGCAGCUAGAGUCACUGAUUCGACUUACAGAGGCACGAUCAAGGCUGGAAUUAAGGGAGAAAUGUACCAAGGAAGAUGCUGAGGAUGUAAUAGAAAUAAUGAAAUACAGUAUGCUAGGAACGUAUUCAGAUGAGUUUGGAAAACUGGACUUUGAACGCUCACAGCAUGGAUCUGGGAUGAGUAAUCGGUCACAAGCGAAAAGAUUUGUUUCUGCCCUUAACAACAUUGCAGAAAGAACCUACAACAAUCUCUUUGAAUUACAACAGCUUCGACAGAUUGCAAAAGAAUUACAAAUACGAGUAUCCGAUUUUGAAAGCUUUAUCGGAUCUCUAAAUGAUCAGGGUUACCUGUUGAAAAAAGGUUCAAGAGUUUAUCAGCUUCAAACGCUGUGAAAAGAGCUACCAUGAUAAAUUUCUUGGCACAUAGUCAUAAUAUCUGAAAUGGCCUGAUGGACACGCAGCAAUAAAAUGCACUGAAUUGCAGCCUACACAGUAUUUGAUGCUCUGCCAGCACUGUUGCUUGCUGUGGUGUGAGAUUUCCUUUCAGCAACUAGUGAGGCCAGAGGUUUGCUUACAAUUGCUGUAGGACAAACUGAUCCCAUGGUAUACUGCUGCUUGACUCAUCCCAAAGGUCUGCUAGCCCAAAUGAGAAUGUGUAGCACGUACUUCAUCAUCCUUGAGUAGUGGAAAAUGUAUUUUACACUCAGUUCAUUGCAGCACAGUAAGAGAUUUUUCUGCCAAACUUAAAGUGAUAUUGGAGUUACCAAUUUAAAAAUAAGAACUCUUUCAUGAGAAGACAAUGUGAGUUGCUUUUUAGCAAUUAGUUCCCCUGAAGAAUCUAAAGUAUAGAAAUGUUUCCAAAAAAACUGGGAACCUUCAUGUUGUGACAAUGCAGUCUUAUAGCUGUAAUAAGUGACACAUUAUUGAAAUUGUAUUUAAAUACAGAGCUGCAAAACAGAAAACUAUAGUUUUUUUUAUAGUUGGGAUUUUAUUUAAAAUGCUAGUUUAAUUUGAGAGAACUCAUUAUUGCAAUAUUUAGUGUACAACAAGUUGGAUUUUGUGUACCUUUUUCAUUAAACUGAGACGUCUGCGAUUGUUUCAAAAACAUUAUACAGUAAUAGUGAAUGCUAGUGUGGAUAUUAACAGCUAUUACAAGAUAUUUAACAUGAACAUACUGUGCUUAUUUUCAUUUAGUUCUGUUACUGCUGCAGAAUCAUGUUCUGCAAGAAUAAACUGUUGUGUGUGUCCUGAUUUUUUUUUUUAAGUGAAGUCAGGAUCAUCCUCUAGUGCAGUAAAGUGGCAAAUGAAAAGCCUUCAGUAUACGUAUUAAACUUUUUCAUGAAUGUGUUGCAUGACUCCUGUUUUCUUUCUGUUAUUUCUAGAGUGUAAGAAAAUAACUGAAGCUACACUACUUCUGCCUUUUCAUUAAUUCACUUAGAUCUGAGCUAAAGCAUGGUUUCUCAGCAAUUUGUGUAUGAGAAUGUGACAUCUACAUGUUUCAAAGAACACGUUAACUAUUCAGCACUGCCUCAGCGUCAAUCUACUUCAGGAUACCUGAAGUUGCAAACUAGUUGGAAGGGUGAAAUACUUCAGGCAAAUUCUGUGUAUUAACUCUGAAGUGGCAAGCAGUUUGCUCCUUCCAAGUUGUGUAUGCUCAUUAAAAUAGCCAUUAAUCACAGUUAACUGUAAUGUCCUGAAGUAGUGUACCUCUCUAAGCCUGAAUGGGCACACAGUUGCAGAAGGCCUUUGACUGACAUGUGCCUAAAUGGAGUUUUAAUAUCAACCUUUAGAAAUCGGGGCAG
This is a messenger RNA of Struthio camelus australis, 3881 nucleotides long. NCBI's taxonomy places the organism in Eukaryota, Metazoa, Chordata, Aves, Struthioniformes, Struthionidae. The record is from RefSeq and is a predicted model, not a curated record.